Chenopodium quinoa (quinoa) is the source of this 2198-nucleotide messenger RNA. RefSeq names its product rab9 effector protein with kelch motifs-like. Lineage: Eukaryota; Viridiplantae; Streptophyta; Magnoliopsida; Caryophyllales; Amaranthaceae. Bases 287 to 1711 code for a protein of 474 amino acids. The transcript is spliced from 16 exons. Gene Ontology annotation, molecular function: protein binding. The record is from RefSeq and is a predicted model, not a curated record.
GCUGUGAAUAUUGGGAAAUCGAAAGUCGUGAUUUUUGGAGGUUUGGUUGAUAAACGCUUCCUCAAUGAUAUCACUGUCUAUGACGCUGGACACAAAGGAUGUUGCAAUUCUAAUGAGGUAGCAAUAAUAAAGUUAAGAUGAGUUUAGUAGAGAUGCUUAUGUUGACAUCAAUGAUGGAUGUGUGGAUCCUCAAGCAUCAUCAAGGAGUUGGAUUAUCAAAAUCAACAGCACUACCACUACAAUCAACAGUUCUAUCAACAUCAUCAUCAAUAAGUAAAGAAGACGAAUGAAGUACCUUCAGCCAUUGAUUGAAGUCACCUUGAUGCUGUUCACGCUCUUCAGGGAGAAAAAGCUGUGGUUUCAGCCUGAGUGCACUGGUGGUGGUUCUGAUGGACAGGUUGGUCCAAGCCCCAGGGCAUUUCAUGUAGCUGUUGCUAUCGACUGCCAUAUGUUUAUAUUUGGUGGACGUUCGGGUGCCAAAAGGCUUGGUGACUUUUGGGUACUGGACACAGAUAUAUGGCAAUGGUCAGAAUUGUCAGGUUUUGGUGACUUACCUCCGGCUCGAGAUUUUGCUGCUGCUGCACCUAUUGGAAAUCAGAAGAUUGUCAUGUGUGGUGGUUGGGAUGGUAAAAAGUGGCUGUCAGACGUGUAUGUUUUGGACACAAUAUCUCUUGAGUGGACAGAGCUGUCAAUCUCGGGAACAGUGCCUCCUGCUAGAUGUGGUCAUUCAGCAACGAUGGUUGAGAAACGACUAUUAGUUUACGGGGGAAGAGGAAGCAGCGGAAUUGUGGGGGAUUUUUGGGCUUUAAAGGGAAUCAUUGAAGAAGAAAAUGAAACACCUGGUUGGACCCAACUGAAGCUUCCUGGUCAGGCACCUUCCUCCCGAUGUGGUCAUUCUGUCACAUCCAGAGGGCACUACCUAUUAUUAUUUGGAGGGCAUGGGACGGGUGGCUGGCUUAGUCGUUAUGAUAUUUACUACAAUGACUGCAUCAUCCUAGACAGAGUGUCUGUUCAGUGGAAACAAUUGCCUACUAGCAAUGAGUGCCCACCAGCACGAGCAUAUCAUUCCAUGACGUUAAUUGGUUCACGAUAUUUGUUAUUUGGUGGCUUUGAUGGGAAAUCUACUUUUGGUGAUAUAUGGUGGCUGGUUCCCGAAGAUGAUCCCAUUUCAAAGAGGUCAACCCCAUCUUUUCCCAAUCAACUUCAUGAAGACAAAAAAGUAGCUGCGUCAGAUUCAUCAUUGCCGAAUGUACUGAAGGAAAACCUACAUCAAGAGUCUGCAAUCUCAGAACUACAAAAAAGAUUCAAGUCUUUUUCUUCAUUUUCUAGAUCUGAACAUCAGAUUUUGGAUGAAUCAAAUGACAAGGAACUACAUGAGUUAGCCUUAAAGUUCAUGGAAGGAAGCAUGUCUAGUAAUGAUGCAAUUUCACUCAAUCAGGCAGUUCAGUUGCUUCGUGAUUAUUGGAGGAACACUGAGCCUAACUUCAUUGAGUUAAGACAGCUUGGGACCUUGCUUCGUGACUAUCAGCGCUUGAUUAAUCAUCAUUGUCUGGACAGUAUAAGCACUGAAUAUAAUCCAGCAUCACUGGGGUUUGUCUCCACUGGAUGUUCUGUUGCUUAUCGGUUCUAUCAUAUCAAAGAUCCUUCUCAGUUGCGCAUGGAUGAUAUCCCGAAGUUGCUGGAAGAAUACAAAGAGCUUCUGGGUGAUUGAUAUUAGUUGUAGGUACCUUGAAACCAAAGAAUGAAUUCAGAAUAUCUUUUGGCAUCCUAGGUCAAUACCAAUUAAAUUUUUGUGCUAUCAUCAAUCGAAGGUAUUUUGUUGUUGUCCUGCUGGAGGUAGUAGUAGUUUUUUGAAACCGGGAGCGAUUAGAAGCAAUCUCCAACCUCAGUCGGAAUGGUUGCAGCACCAUGGUGAUCGAGCAUCCACAUAUUUUAUAACUACAUGAUGUCCUUUUCUUUUAUACAAUGAAUCUGUCGAAACUUUACUCAGUGAACUUGAUAUAUUGAAUAUCUGUAAUAUAUUCUUUUGAUGAUAUGCUAUAGGAACAAAUUAUGUGCAUUGAGGAAAUGCCAUACCUGUAUAUUGAAAAGGAAGGAAAUAGGUCAAACCAUUUCCAUGGUACCUUGUUUUCUUCGUUAUGGGAUGUGCUCAGAUAUUUUGUUUGAAAAAUUAAAUAAUCGUUGUUUUGGGUUAUGCA